UGAAAAGGGCCGAGACACUUCUUAGGUUUGAUGAAUUUACAGACAAGGUCUGGUGGAACCCGCCGCUCUGGUCUCUUGAGUGUUGGGAUCACUAGUGUGGCCUCCCCACGCAGACCCCAGUUGUUUUACCUCUGGGGUGGGGGUUGGAACCAGGAAGAGUGUCUCUUGAGCGACAGGGGUGGCUGGAAUGAGCCUGAGCUCGGAAUAGGGAGCUUAAGACCUUUUUGAAGGUUAUUGGCACCAGAAGACAGGAGUUAUACUCAAGAGGAUAGAAACUCGGUGUAGCGAUGCAUGCCUGUGAUCCCAGCACUCCAGAUGUUGAGAAAGGGCGGCUACGGGGGUGGAAUUUUGUCUUAAACAUACACAGAAAAUCUCCCUGUUGUGCCCAACUUCUCAGAAAAGUUGACUGAGGCUGAAGCCUCUAAUCCCAACUCUUAGGAAUGGAGGCAGGGGCAUUGUCUGAGCUACAUAGAGAGAUGCCGGCCUUUAAAAAAAAUACCCACAGACAUUCCACUCAUGGUGGAAAGCCCAGAAGUGGUUAAUGUAAUCCCCACUCCCAGCUACUCUGGAGGCUGAGGAGAGGGCCUGCAGGCACCACCUAGCAGAAAAAGCAUGAGGAGACCCAUUUUGAAAAGAGUCCCUGUUAUAAUGAGUAUUUCAAAAUGAAUGUAGGUGAAGGUUCAUUAUUGACAUAAAUUUAAGCCUUUAGUGAAGCCUACUGGGGCAAGGUUCAGCCUAAGCAGGGAGCCAGCUUGGUGGUGGAGAGUGGCCUGUGUGUGCCUCCCGGAUCACGUUGCUGUUGACCAGCCUGUCCUGCUCUAUGACAUCUGGUAGACAAGAAACGCAGAAGCCAGAGAAACAGACACGUGGGAGCCUUGGGGUCUGUGCUCUGAGACACUACUACAGGGGAAACAGCCACUCUGGGGCGCAGCUCCGUGACACAGUCCUUGCUUAGCAUCUCCAAGGCCCUGGGUUCCACCCCUGGCACACGAAGAGACAAACCCAGAGCCCAUCCCAAAGAUAAUUUCAAAGAAUAAAGACAGUGGAAGGUGGGUGGAGUAGGCAUUUUGACAAUGUUUAUUUGAUAUUUUUCAGAGUGGCAAACUCGUAUAAUGUAUAAACUAUAAGCACCAGACACCUUUAAAGCUGAGGCCGAGCACCUUUCUCUCCUGGUUUCCCAUUUCUUACAAGAGGGGGAAACUAGGAAUUGUAGGACAUCUGAGAUAGCUCAGACACUAGUAAAGAAAACAGCCUACUGAAGUGACUCAUGCUGUCACCCCAGCAUUUGGGAAGCUGAGGGAGGAGAACAGCUGCCGUGUUUGAAGCCAGCCUGGGAUGCACGGCCUCGGAAAACCAUGGCUGCUAAUAAAGGAAUGGCCAUAGGCAUCGACCUGGGCACCACCUACUCGUGUGUGGGCGUGUUCCAGCAUGGCAAGGUGGAGAUCAUCGCCAACGACCAGGGCAACCGCACGACCCCCAGCUACGUGGCCUUCACCGACACCGAGCGGCUCAUCGGAGAUGCGGCCAAGAACCAGGUGGCCAUGAACCCCCAGAACACUGUUUUUGAUGCCAAACGUCUAAUUGGCAGGAAGUUUAACGAUCCGGUGGUGCAGUCGGACAUGAAGCUUUGGCCAUUUCAAGUCAUUAACGAAGGGGGCAAGCCCAAGGUGCUGGUGUCCUACAAAGGUGAGAAGAAAGCCUUCUACCCCGAAGAGAUCUCGUCCAUGGUGCUGACCAAGAUGAAGGAGACUGCAGAGGCUUUUUUGGGCCACAGUGUCACCAAUGCUGUGAUCACGGUGCCGGCCUAUUUCAAUGACUCUCAACGCCAGGCCACCAAAGAUGCAGGUGUCAUCGCAGGACUCAAUGUGCUGAGAAUCAUCAAUGAGCCCACAGCAGCUGCCAUUGCCUAUGGCUUGGAUAAAGGAAGUCAUGGAGAGCGACACGUGCUCAUCUUCGACCUGGGCGGCGGCACGUUCGACGUGUCCAUCCUGACGAUCGACGACGGCAUCUUCGAGGUGAAGGCCACGGCGGGCGACACGCACCUGGGCGGGGAGGACUUCGACAACCGGCUGGUGAGCCACUUCGUGGAGGAGUUCAAGAGGAAGCACAAGAAGGACAUCAGCCAGAACAAGCGCGCCGUGCGGCGCCUGCGCACGGCCUGCGAGCGGGCCAAGAGGACCCUGUCGUCCAGCACGCAGGCCAACCUGGAGAUUGACUCUCUGUUCGAGGGCAUCGACUUCUACACGUCCAUCACCAGAGCACGGUUUGAAGAGUUGUGUGCAGACCUAUUUAGAGGCACCCUGGAGCCCGUGGAGAAGUCUCUCCGGGACGCCAAGAUGGACAAGGCUAAAAUCCAUGACAUUGUUCUGGUGGGCGGCUCCACGCGCAUCCCCAAGGUGCAGAAACUGCUGCAGGACUAUUUUAAUGGACGGGAUCUCAACAAGAGCAUCAAUCCCGAUGAGGCGGUGGCCUACGGGGCGGCGGUCCAGGCAGCUAUUUUAAUGGGUGACAAGUCUGAAAAAGUACAAGAUUUGCUUUUGUUGGACGUAGCUCCCCUGUCUCUAGGAUUGGAGACGGCGGGCGGCGUGAUGACUGUUCUGAUCAAGCGCAACUCCACCAUCCCCACCAAGCAGACGCAGAUCUUCACCACCUACUCGGACAACCAGCCCGGGGUGCUGAUCCAGGUGUACGAGGGCGAGAGGGCCAUGACGCGCGACAACAACCUGUUGGGGCGAUUUGACCUGACUGGAAUACCCCCUGCACCUAGGGGUGUGCCCCAGAUCGAGGUGACCUUUGACAUUGAUGCUAAUGGAAUUCUCAACGUCACAGCCAUGGACAAGAGCACGGGCAAGGCCAACAAGAUCACCAUCACCAACGACAAGGGCCGGCUGAGCAAGGAGGAGAUCGAGCGCAUGGUGCAGGAGGCCGAGAGGUACAAGGCCGAGGACGAGGGCCAGAGGGAGAAAAUUGCUGCCAAAAACGCCUUAGAAUCCUACGCUUUUAACAUGAAGAGCGCCGUGAGCGAUGAAGGUCUGAAGGACAAGAUCAGCGAGUCUGAUAAAAAGAAAAUACUGGAUAAAUGUAAUGAGGUCCUCUCCUGGCUGGAGGCCAACCAACUGGCUGAGAAAGAUGAGUUUGACCAUAAGAGAAAAGAGCUGGAGAACAUGUGCAACCCCGUCAUCACGAAGCUCUACCAGGGAGGGUGCACCGGCCCCACCUGCGCACCGGGGUACACACCCAACAGGGCUGCCACAGGCCCUACCAUCGAGGAAGUGGAUUAGCCUUUUCUGGAACCACAGGGUGCUAGGGAGCCUCUAGGUGAAUCUUAUUCACCUUCAAACAUCACUCUGACUCUGGAACUGACUGGACUUGAGCCUACGUCGCCAUCCUUUGGGACUCUGAUGGGGAAGUCUGUACUCCAUCUUCUCAUGCCCCCACCCUCUGUCUAUGACUCUGAAAUGACCUUUAGGAAAACCAGGCCCCUCUUGGAACCAUUUGAAGAAUUUGGAUGUCUGUUAUUUAUGAGCCACACCCCACCUUUCUCCUUCCUGUGUGGAUGGUUAUUUGUCUCUCAGUAAAGUUGUUCCCAAAGGAAAUGA
This is a messenger RNA of Peromyscus californicus insignis, 3599 nucleotides long. Its product is annotated as heat shock 70 kDa protein 1-like. NCBI's taxonomy places the organism in Eukaryota, Metazoa, Chordata, Mammalia, Rodentia, Cricetidae. Bases 1356 to 3281 code for a protein of 641 amino acids. The transcript is spliced from 2 exons. Gene Ontology annotation, biological process: cellular response to unfolded protein; protein refolding. Gene Ontology annotation, molecular function: ATP binding; ATP hydrolysis activity; misfolded protein binding. Gene Ontology annotation, cellular component: vesicle; blood microparticle; cytoplasm. The record is from RefSeq and is a predicted model, not a curated record.